UCACUCCCACCCCAAGGCCCACAGACGGCGUGGAUGUUUACUUCGGCAUGCCCGGGGAAAUCAGCGAGCAUGAGGGGUUCCUGCGGGCCAAGAUGGACCUGGAGGAGCGGAGGAUGCGCCAGAUUAAUGAGGUGAUGCGUGAAUGGGCCAUGGCGGACAACCAGUCCAAGAACCUGCCUAAAGCUGACAGACAGGCACUCAAUGAGCACUUCCAGUCCAUUCUGCAGACCCUGGAGGAGCAGGUGUCUGGUGAGCGACAGCGCCUGGUGGAGACCCACGCCACCCGAGUCAUCGCCCUUAUCAACGACCAGCGCCGGGCCGCCCUGGAGGGCUUCCUGGCAGCACUGCAGGGGGAUCCUCCUCAGGCGGAGCGCGUGCUGCUGGCCCUGCGGCGCUACCUGCGUGCGGAGCAGAAGGAGCAGAGACACACACUGCGCCACUACCAGCACGUGGCUGCCGUGGACCCCGAGAAAGCCCAGCAGAUGCGCUUCCAGGUGCAGACUCACCUUCGGGUGAUUGAGGAGAGGAUGAACCAGAGCCUGGGACUCCUUGACCAGAACCCUCAGCUGGCUCAGGAGCUGCGGCCCCAGAUCCAGGAACUCCUCCACUCAGAACGCCUGGGUCCCAGCGAAUUGGAAGCCCCUGCCCCUGGGGGCAGCAGUGAGGACAAGAGUGGGCUGCUGCCUCCAGAUUCCAAGGACGCAGACACCCCCAUGACCCUUCCAAAAGGGUCCACAGAACAAGAGGCUGCAUCCCCUGGGAAAGAGAAGCCAUCCCUGUUGGAGCAGUAUGAGCAAAAGGUGAAUGUGACUAUUCCAAGGGGUUUUCCCUUCCACUCAUCGGAGAUUCAAAGAGAUGAGCUGGCACCCGCGGGGACCGGCGUGUCCCGUGAGGCCGUGUCCGGCCUGCUGAUCAUGGGGGCAGGCGGGGGGUCCCUGAUUGUCCUCUCCCUGCUGCUCCUACGCAAGAAGAAGCCCCAUGGGGCCAUCAGCCACGGAGUGGUAGAGGUGGACCCCAUGCUGACCCUGGAGGAGCAGCAGCUCCGUGAACUGCAGCGGCAUGGCUACGAGAACCCCACCUACCGCUUCCUGGAGGAACGACCCUGAACCCGCCCUCUUCACACCCUCAGCUGAGCCCGGACCCCCCUCUUCCUGGAGCCCCGGAACCCUGACUCCCAGCCUAGAGUGGGAAGAGGGGUCUUGAAAAGUUCAUUUCAUACCCUUUGUGAGGGGCUGGAAAUUAUUUCCCCUUUCCAAUUCCAUCUCCACCCCUAAGAAAUCCCCAGGUGUUCCCAGCUGCCUCCCCACUGGGAACCUCCUCACUUUAAUUUAUUUUGUAAGUUAAUUUAUUGCACCUUAAGGUGACCACCUCCUUGGUCCCAGUGUCUGUUGUUCCUUGAAAUUCACCCUCCCACGUCUCCCCACUAACAUCCCAAUAAAGUCCUCUUACCCACCAGGCUGUCCUGUGUCUGCAUCACAGCCCAGCUGGUGUCCAUCUGU
Oryctolagus cuniculus (rabbit) is the source of this 1499-nucleotide messenger RNA. The record is from RefSeq and is a predicted model, not a curated record. NCBI's taxonomy places the organism in Eukaryota, Metazoa, Chordata, Mammalia, Lagomorpha, Leporidae.